Messenger RNA from Porites evermanni, 864 nucleotides. Lineage: Eukaryota; Metazoa; Cnidaria; Anthozoa; Scleractinia; Poritidae. The record is from the annotation of a GenBank genome assembly.
AUGCUAUUAUCUUCAUCCGAGUGCAUCACCUGGUUUGCUGUAUUCCUUACCGUGUGCGUUGCUAUAGUAACAGUGAACCUUAUAUCAAUCAUUAUUUUUAUAAAAAACCGCAGUCUUCGCACUCGUGCCAUGUACCUAGUUAUAAACCUGACCGUAGCUGAUAUGUUGGUCGGAGGAUUUUCUCACUUUUUUCUAUUUCAACAAUUCCCACUAUUCUCAUGCGUUAUUGUGAAAGUGAACUUAAGCCAGGAAAUGAAGGGGAUAAUUUUAUUUCUUACCAUCUGGUUUCCUCUGACCUCUCUAACAAACAUUGCAGUCAUUUCAUUAGAUCGGAUGCAUGCAACAAUUCGUCCCUUCAGGCAUCGCCUCAUCAAAAAGUGGAUCUACUGGGUAACAAUUGCUGGUGUCUGGGUUUUAACUGCAAUGUUGGCUGCGGACCAGUUAAUAACAAAAUGGUUUAAACAUGUAUUGAUAUCAUACUGUUGUUUGUGUUUAUUUGUUAUCUGUGUUUCUUACUCUUCCAUUGUUGUUAAAUUUUUGUGUGGAGCGCAUCCCCAGCACCAUGGUGCAGCCAACAGACAAAAGAAACUGACCGUAACAUUAUUCAUAAUGACUAUCGUAUCCUUACUGAUGUGGCUGCCAUAUGCGGUUAAUUUUUUUCUUCAAUCUAGUAUCAAAAAAUUCCUUUCUCGCCGGGAAUCAAAACGUUUGGAGUUUUCUUUAAUCAUUCUUUUGUUUGUGUACUCGCUUGUUAAUCCCAUCGUUUACACAAUCAGAAUUCCAGAGUUCAGGAAAGCUCUUCUGCUGUUAUUUAAACGUCAACGAAGACAAAAUGCCCGAGAUAUUCCUCUUCAUGCGCUUUAA